AUGGCAUCCAAGAAAAAGAAGCCUAGCAAGCUCAAGUCGCUGUCAUCAGGACGCCCUCCAACAGCAAAACCUACACGAUCAAUUUCCAGCAAAGCGACUAGAACACUGAUCAGAGCUCACCAUACGCUAGAAAAGCAAAAGGCAAAAGCGAUAGCUGAUGGAGAUGAAGCAGAAGCUGCUUUAAUUGCAAAGCAGAUUGAAUCCAAGGGAGGCUUGAAGACGUAUCAAAAAGCCAGCCUUCAAGGCCAGAGCAAUGAAAGAGGGGGAGACAGUUCAAGAAUUCUCAUGGAUUGGCUGGCACCCAUUGUGCCUCCAUUAAAAGAGAAACUUCAAAGUGGUAUUCCAGCUCGAAUGCUAGAGGUUGGAGCGUUGAGCACUACGAACGCCUGCUCGAAAAGCCAUCUUUUUGAUAUUGAGAGGAUUGACUUGAACAGCCAGUCAGAAGGCAUCAGGCAGCAAGAUUUCAUGGAACGACCCCUCCCAUCUGGCCCAGAGGAAUGUUUCGAUAUUAUCAGUCUCUCACUCGUUCUCAACUAUGUCCCGGAUCCUGCUAGUAAAGGAGCAAUGCUGCUUCGGGUUCUUCAGUUUCUUAAAACAAAACCAGACUCGGAAAAUGACCCUGUCCAGGAAUUCCUUCCGAGUCUGUUCUUGGUCCUUCCAGCACCAUGUGUAAUGAAUUCACGAUACAUGGACGAAAGGAAGCUGGAAGCUAUCAUGAAGGCUUUGGGAUUUGUGCAGGUCAAGAAGAAGCUUUCGAAUAAGCUGAUUUACUAUCUCUGGAGAUUGGAACCAUCGGUUGGUGUCAAUAUGGAGAAGAAAAUGUUUGGUUUCAAGAAGGAAGAGCUUAGAUCGGGAAAAGACCGGAACAAUUUCGCCAUUGUUUUGAAGUGA
This is a messenger RNA of Hymenoscyphus albidus, 891 nucleotides long. Lineage: Eukaryota; Fungi; Ascomycota; Leotiomycetes; Helotiales; Helotiaceae. The record is from the annotation of a GenBank genome assembly.